CCCCCGCCGGGCGGCCAGGGCGGGGAGCCGGCACAACGCGCCGCGCCGCUCGGCAACAGCAUCGGCGGGUGCGGGGCUGACACACGCCUCCAUCCUCCUCUCCCCCGGUAGCCGCUCGCACACGCCUCGCCGCGGCGAGGGAGGCCGGCCGGCGGGCGGAGCGGAGCGGGGGGCGCCGCGGCAGACAAAGCAAAGAUGGCAGGGAUCCUCGCCUGGUUCUGGAACGAGCGGUUCUGGCUGCCGCACAACGUCACCUGGGCGGACCUGCAGAGCACGGAGGAAGCCGCUUUCCCGCAGGCGGAGGACCUCUACCUCGCCUUCCCCCUGGCCUUCUGCAUCUUCAUGAUCCGGCUGCUCUUCGAGAGAUUCAUUGCUAAACCAUGUGCCUUAGGCCUUAAAGUCCAAGCCAAUGGACCACAGAAAGCUCAACCUAAUGCUAUCCUGGAAAAAGUUUUCACAGCUAUUACAAAGCAUCCAGAUGAGAAGAGGCUGGAGGGCCUCUCCAAGCAGCUGGACUGGGAUGUACGCAGCAUUCAACGUUGGUUUCGACAAAGACGCAACCAGGAAAAGCCCAGCACUCUUACAAAGUUCUGUGAGAGCAUGUGGAGAUUUACAUUUUACCUUUAUAUAUUUACCUAUGGAGUACGGUUCCUGAAAAAGACACCCUGGCUCUGGAAUACCAGACAGUGCUGGAACGGGUAUCCGUAUCAGCCACUGAUGCCUGACCUUCAUUAUUACUACAUAGUUGAAUUGUCAUUCUACUGGUCCUUAAUGUUUUCUCAAUUCAUUGACAUCAAAAGAAAGGACUUUGGCAUCAUGUUUACACAUCACAUUGUAACAGUCACCCUGAUAACCUUCUCAUAUGUAACCAAUUUGACACGAGUGGGAACCUUGACCUUAUGUCUCCAUGAUGCGGCUGAUGUUGUCCUGGAGGCUGCCAAAAUGGCAAACUAUUGCAAGUGUCAAAAACUGAGUGACCUUCUGUUCCUUACAUUUGCCAUUGUCUUCAUUGUCAGUAGACUUGGCAUAUAUCCCUUAUGGAUAUUAAAUACAACAUUGUUUGAACUGUAUGAAGCUCUGGGCAAUUUUCCUGCCUUGUGGGUCUUCAAUGUGCUGCUUGUGAUUCUCCAAAUUCUGCAUUGUUUUUGGUCCUACCUAAUCAUAAAGGCAGCCUACAAAGCUAUUUCAAAGGGCAAGGUAGCAAAGGAUGAUCGAAGUGACAUUGAGUCAAGCUCAGAUGAGGAAGAAUCAGUACCUCGUUCAAAGACCCCACACAGCACUAUCACCACUAAUGGGACCAGUGGUGCCAAUGGGACAAAUGGGUAUCUUACUGGUGGCACUUGCUCAGAGGAGCAUUAAUCUUUGAGUUCAAUCAUGAGACAUGAACAGAAUGAACUGUUUGCUACUGGAAGUAAAUUAUAAGUUGUGAAUGCGGUUUAUUCAUGUAUCUUGGCAUCAGAAAAAAUUAGGAGUAUCAAAAGCAUUCUGAUAGCACACUGCCAUAUUUCCUGUUUGUGAAUGAAGACAACACACCAUUCUGUAUACGUAGGCAUGCUGUAUGUGUAUGUAACUGACACAGUGGGAGCAGUAUUUUCACUUGUAUUGUCUUUGAAAUAUUAUUUAUUUUGCAUUCUUUUGGGAACUUAUGGACAAAAGGGAAUAUCCAUUCUCAAACUUUAUCUCUUGGGAUUCUCAGUGGUGGAGAACAUCAUGUUCAGAUCUCUUCUGUCCAUCCCUGUUGCUUUUGCUGAGUCUGAUAUAAGCAAUAGUUGCUUGAUUUGUUACUUACAGUAAGAUAGAACAUAGCUUUAUAGAUUCUAGAUCUGCUUCAGAUAUUUUUGCAAUCUUUGUGUUUUAAAGUGCUGAUUUUGAAAAUGCCUAUCAAAUCACAUUGGCCGUUCCUCCAACAGAAAGUUUUAAAACACUGGAUUGAUAUUUUAAAUAGUAGGUAAUGUGGUCAAUUAGAAAUUCAGGGAAAAAUACUGUGGUAAUCUUUGAAUAUUAUUUUAGCAUAAUUUAAAAUGCAAUUUGGUGGUUAAUUGCAUUAGAAGUAGACUUGAUUUGUUGUGCAAAUACCCAAACGCAUUGAUAUCAACAGGAUAAACUCAUUCUCACUUUUUUUUUUUCCUUGCAAUUUUUGACCUCUACAGAUGUUAGCUUUUUGCAGAGAUUCCAGGCUGAAAGAUGUUUGUUGAAGUGCACCAUUGUGAAUCCAGACCUCACUCCUGAAACUGUUCUUGCACGCUCAGAUGGAUGAGAGCAGGGAUGUAAGGGAAAAAACAGCAAAUGAAAAGUUUACUCUAGGUAUCAUUCUUAAAAUUAUUACCACUUUCUUGGUAGGGUGAAGAGGGAGGAGGCAGGAUGUCAUACAUUACUACAAGUAGUUUAUUUUAAAUGCAUGAAAACUUGAGCAAAUUUCACUUAACAUAAUUCACAGCAAACUUUGAACACUCAGCAGUAUUUCAUGACCUCUCCAAAUAAAAUUAAGGGUAUCUGUAAAAUAAUUUUGCACUCCUUUUUCAUUCAACAUUUACAAACUGUGUCUCAAAGAAGACAAAGUAACACCCAAAAUGAACAUAUUUUUAAACAUUAUAUACACGCUUCUUCCAGUCUCUAGAUCAAAGUUUGAUGUAGGAUGCUAAGGAUCAUACAGUUCUUGCAGGAUGCUUUUCUGUGAUUUGUGACAGCAGUGCCAAAAGUAGGUGAGGUUCUUGGGUAACAGACUCUAUGCAACCUACUGUUCAACAGUAUUGUGUAUGUGCACACUGAACCAAUGUGCUUAUAGACCAAAGACUUAUAUAUAUAUUUAAAAAAAAAACUAAGUUUAAAAAAAAAAAAAAAAAGGGAAGGAACAAACCAGGAAAAAAAAAAAUGUAACAGUGUGUCUUCUAUAUACAAAGGGACUGGAGUGUCGUGUUCAGCUGGAAUUCUAAGCCAGGAAAUCUUUCUGAUUCCUUCCACCUAUGCAAAUAGCAAAAUAUAGAUGGUUUCCAAUGCCGUAAAACAUGUUUAAAGGCUCUAUUUUAUACAAAUUCCAUUGAAGAAAGUUGUGUUGCCACGUCUUGCUUUUGAAAAAUGGAGAUUUGUCCUAUUCUACUUAUCACUCUUGAAAACUUCUGAAACGUUUAUUAUCCAUAGGGACCCUUGUGUGUUUGCUAAAAAUAUGCUAAAAGUAAGGGCAGAAUAGCAUGAAUUAAAAUAAUACCUCCAUUUAGUAGACAAUUAAGGUAAGGAACCUGAAAAAUAGUAAAUCGUGGAAGAAGAUCUGUCAGUUUUACUACCCACAGAGCAUCUUUUGAAAAAGCUGGGUAACCUUGUGAUCCAGCAGCUGCAUGGAUCAUAUGUCCAUGAGUAUAUCUGAGGGAGUUCAGAUACACAGAUAAAUAAGACUCCCUUGUCUUAUUUAAAUCUCCAUCUCCCCUCAAAAUUUUCUCUGCCUCUAAUUUUUCUCAUCUGUCUCCUGUGCCUCUGAUUUAAUACAGUUAUCUGUAGGGCAGGUUACACAUGAAAAUACACUUAUUGCAAUAGAAAGUAUUCCAAACACAGUAUUUGAAGUGGUAGUUGUUUAAUACUUACUGUCAAGAUGAUGCCAAGAUUAUAAAACAAAACCAUCCUGAGAUAUAUUGAAUGAACAUUAUAAUUUCUGAAAUCUGGCCUGCUAAGACUGUAAUUGAGAAUAGCAGUUCAAACACACCUCUUUUUAUGGUGUUAAUUACUACCUCCCCUGGACCACUUCCCUUCUGCAAAGAGGGUUACAAAAAUAUUUUGUCCUACAUGGGAACAGAACAUUGCUCUGAAGUAUCAAUGUACACAACUUGGACAGCAUACUGUAAUGUUGUUGUUACCAGGACAGAGAGCAGUUCCCCAUAAGAAUUCCUGUGCAAGAGGCAGGAGACCAUUGGUCCCUGUUGGUCCUCCCCACCUGUGUUCUACAGUGUUGAUUCAGAUGUAUAGUGAAGGCUACAACCCUUGAGAUGAGAUGAUUUACCACUUCUGGCUACAUAUGCUCUUAGUGUAUCCCCACUGUUAAAUAAUGCAACUUGGAUUGAAACUCUUCCUUUGAGGUUUAAAUUUAGUUGCAUUUAUGAUGUGCUAAAGCAUGUAUGCAGUUACCAUGGUUCAGCUGACUCCCAGUGGCUUAGUUAUCUCCUAUAAACCUGACUUUUUGGACUCCAUUCUUUGCAGUCUAGAAUAAACUUACUACAGGAAAAUAGAUGAGAUGAGAUGAGAUGUUCAAAUUACACAUUUGGUAAAAUGGGCUAAGAGUAAGGAAGCAUUGAGAAUUUCACUAAACUUUGCUAAACAAUCACUAAACUUUCAAGCCACAGGUUUUUUAUGAAAAUUAAAAAUUCACACAGUUUUGUCUGUCUCUACUGGGAAGGACCAAGUGUUUUAGUGAUCAUAUAUGACAGUGUGUUUUGAUUCAUUGCUUUAACCAAUGGAUGUCAAAACUUUGGCUUCAUCUUCCACUCAGCAGAGAGAAUGUCAUACAACUGUUUCAUUUUUUAUUUGAAUUUGUUUGCUUCUCUGCCGAAGAGCUUUGCAAGGUGCUUUUGAAGACCAUCAAGUAUUUAGAGAAUAAUCGCACAUAUUCCAUGAAAUUGAAAUGAUGCACAUGGCUUAUGAUAAAUUCAAGAUCUUAAAAGGUUCUGUAUAUUCGUAUCUUUUGUAGAAUCAUCAUUUUAGUCAUUUUAGAAAUGAGGCUUUGUACUCUAUAGCCUAUUUGUCUUCAACUUCUAUGCUCCCUUUUUAUAGUACAGUACACGACACAGUGGUUGAGAUGUUGAAAUAGAAAAAUGAGGAAAUUAUACACAGAGUUUAUUAGUAAAUAGAAAGAAUUUGUCUUCUCUCCCUAGCCAACCCAGAAUAUAGUAAAAUAAGAUUCAGGUCUCCCUUUGUUUACUGUUUCCCAUAUUGGCAUAUUUUGUACCAAAAUAAUUUCUUUUUUUCAUAAAAAAAAAAAAAAAAAAAAAACUAAAAACAAACAUUGCAGAAAAUGGUGGAAAUAUCUGAUCGAUCAACAAGAGUGGACGUUGGAGUCUUUUGGAUCUCGAUCAAUGUUCAAUAGUGCUAGUUCUAAAAUACCAAAGUGUCCCAUGUUGUUUCCUUGUUGUCAUUUUGUAGUUUUUUCUAUGUGUUAUUUAUUUAAUGAUUCCAGCAGGAUUGGAACAGGUGUCACAGCUUCUUAUGCUCCUGUCUCAGCCUGUGACCAUUCUGUGUGAUUGCCAAUACCAAAUCCUUUUUCUGAGACCCAAGUACAUGCACUAAAUCUUUGCUUACAGUGAAGUGAUUCUUGUCUUAAAUCUGUAUCUCUUUCAGGUGAAAAUCACUUUCUGGUUCUGAAUGGGACACAACGGCGAAAGCCAUUACCCUUCAGCAAAUGUCAGUGAUGAUCAACACUGGUUGAUUUAGACACUGCAUGUGUUUUAUGCAGAGUAGUAGGAAGCCUAAUGCCUGUUUCAUUCAUCUUCUCAUUACUGCAGCCUUCCGUAUUCUCAGAGAAACAUGGGCUACCAUUGGUUUUCUACAGUUGAUGCUUUGGUAUUUUUUUAAUCUCUUUGCUACAACUCAUUUUUGUAUGUCUCCUAUUGUCUACUUCUUCUGACAUUUGUGCGAGAGGAGCUAUCGAAUACUUUUUACCCUUCCUGUAACAUAGACCCUAUUAGGCCUAAAUUCAGUGUUCUGCAGACUACAGUUGCCUUCAAACCAUAAAGCAAAACUGGUUUGUAUUACUUCUUUUGACUGGUUUUGAUUUGAAACAGAGACCUAAUGGGAACUUCAGUAAGACAACCUUACUUUUUUUUCUUUUCUUUUUAAAAAGCGCUAGUGGAAGUUUGGAAAAGUGGUGUACAUGUAUAGCCUUUAAAUUGUAAGGAUUUCUGAUUGUAGUUGCAAUGAAAACACAGUGUUUGAGUGUGUCUGUACAAAAUUUUCAGUCUUAGAAAUUGAUUUCAACUAAGAAACUAUGAAACGAUGUUUUGGAGAUAUGUCAGCGAUCACACAUGUCAGACAAAAGACAAAAAUUAUUGUCUUACACAACCUAAAACAAUUUGUGCAACAGACCACAUUUUCUGGCUUCUGUUGAGCUUCAGCUUCUUGCAGUCCUGGAGUUUAACUUUUAUACAUGAGCUCUUAUAUUGUACUGUGCAUAUUGACUGCCUGUUGCAAGUCAGGGUGAGGCAGAUGACACUAUUUUGCCUGUGUUUUCAUGACAAUCCUGUGCUUGAGCAACUCUUUCAGAAAUGCAGUGAUGUGUAGGAACUCCACUGUCCCAGACACAGUGAUGUGCUAGCUAGAAGUCCUUUCAUAUAUAGCUGUUGUGUAGAACUUUGGGAGUUACUUUCUGUUUAACUCGGUUGGUUUGGUUUUUUUCUAAUAUGGAAAAUAAUUACUCCUCAUAAAAUAUCUGGAACCAGUCAGUAUUGUGGGCCAUUUUAAUUUGGAGACACUUUCAUAAUAAACAUAAGUAUUAGGAA
Messenger RNA from Tyto alba (common barn owl), 6476 nucleotides. RefSeq names its product ceramide synthase 6 (gene CERS6). The record is from RefSeq and is a predicted model, not a curated record. NCBI's taxonomy places the organism in Eukaryota, Metazoa, Chordata, Aves, Strigiformes, Tytonidae. Gene Ontology annotation, biological process: ceramide biosynthetic process. The transcript has 10 exons. Gene Ontology annotation, cellular component: membrane. Bases 196 to 1359 code for a protein of 387 amino acids. Gene Ontology annotation, molecular function: DNA binding; sphingosine N-acyltransferase activity.